AUGAAUGGCGAAGACAUUGGCUCCCGUGACGUGGAAAUAAUCGUGGCCACCCUGUGGCUCCUGUCUAUGGGAGUAGUGCUGAUCGACACGCUCGUGCACACGCUCCAGUCACUCGUUCUGCAAGUUCGUGGACGGGAUAAGGGUGGCGGAGUUGCGGUUCUCCUGGCUGCAGCAGGUGCUUCAGACAUUAUCAAUACGAGCAACGUCGUGGAAGGGUGCAGGGGCUGUUGGUAUCUCGACGAUAUCAAAGAGUGGCAUCUUGAGCGUCGUGAGUUGCACCAGCGCGCAGCGGACCGCAUCAGCGGCCGUUGGGCCAUGGAAGUUCCUGGUGUUGAGGGCUAUGCGGAGCAGUUGUCAACAGACCAUACGGCGGCAAUAGACUCCGAGAGAGCCGCUGGAAGGCUCGCCGGGCAGCUGGCGCAGGCAGAAGCUGGAGAGAGCUUGGUUGCGAUCGAUGUGGACACCCAAGGGGACAACCUGUACCGCGCGCUACUGAACCGUGGCCGUGAGCACUACUGGGUCAUGACAACUGAUCGGUUGUCGCUUGGCGGGGGACCGAUGCUGGAACCGAGGGUGUUGGCACUUGAGCACCUUCAUACGCACAGGCGUGCAUGCAAGUGGGACAAGAACAAUGACGAGAUGACGGUGCGGAACAGUGUUCUUCAAUGGUACCGGGCCAGGGCAACUGCCUCAGCGGCAAGCGUACGCGGGGUACUUGGUAGGGCGAGGAGUGCAGUGCUUGCAGCAGGAGCUACCCCGUCCACCGUACUCCUGAGGGCUGCUCGAGCCACUGACCAAAUCGACGCGUCUUGGUGGGGCAGGUGUGUAGACCUUCGAAAGGCGAUCAGGGCCGGGGCAGCUACCUUCCAGCUGCCGGGCAUCAGCGAGGCCUCUGACAUGCGGCAGCGCGUGGAUGCGCAUCUCUGUUGGAUGCGCUUAGGGCAGGGCAUGCCAUUGACUGUGCGUGCCACCGCAGACGCGUUCAUGACUUCAACGGCGAAUAUCGCUUCACACCCUGGGGGUGGCGGCGCGGGCCACCCAGGUGCAAACCUCAUGGCUUCUUGCUGGGCCCGUUCAUCGAGAGCGGGACUAGAUGGCCUCAAGCACAGAAACGACUGGAGAGACGUCACGCUUGAGGUGUAUGGGACGACCGAAAAUCGGUGCGUUGAGGUGCGACCAGAUGGCGAGGAAGUCAUAGGCCUUGUGGAUGCCCUCGAAUUCAAGGGCGCCGGUGAGAACGUUGGUGGGAUGCAUGCUGAGUUGUGGUACAACUUGCUUGUUGUCGACCGCGUAGCAGUGAUGGACAGGGUCCUGCGCGAUCAGAGUAUGCAGGUUGACACCUCGACACUGUACUACCUGGGAAUGGAAUACCUGGGUUUGCUCAGAGUAGCGACUCGAAGGGCCGGCAGGCAUUUUAUCCGUGUUGUGGUCCCACUCGCCGGGUUUGAUGUGACAGCGUUCCUUGCGGAUGGUGAUGGCUCAGACGGGUCCAUUGCAGGGCUUCAGGUGAAGGCGAUGCAGGCACUUGGCAAAGAAGUAUGGACCAGGGUUGUCAGCGCUCUAGGGGAAGAAUCUGUACGGCGCUGGUACGAUCGUCAAUCCUUGCUCCCAUCUGUUUCUCGGACGCAUAUUGUAUAGGCGCCGGUGCAGCACAGCAAGCAUGUUCUGGAAUGAAAACCAUUGCGAAACACGACGGAUAUAUUGUAGUCCAGAAUCGAGUACGGGACCUCCCGAGCUCGUUUCCUUAAUUUCCUUAAACUGAUCGAUUCACGGUGCUCAAGGAAGGACGGAUGCGUAUGGGCCUUGACAGAAUAGUUCGUUAUUGUUUCGGUUGCUCGUCUGUACACGGAGCGGUGGUCGCUACAGUAGUACCAUUUCAGAACAAGGGAGCCGGCGUAGGGUAGUUUAUCACGGCAACAUGGGCUCGUUCGAUACUACUCGGCGUACGCAGUUGUCCGCGUGAUGUCCACGUAGCAUCGUUUCCAUGUGGAUGAUAGCACCCAUUAGUGUUCCACCGAUUCCCUCUUGAAUCCGAGCGUUCACAACAAGCUAUUGUACAAUCAGAAUUGUGGGUUGGGAAACACCUUUCGUUGCACCUCUUGCAGUAAACAGAGAAUAAGGUUCACCCCGAAUUUUUCUGGGAACGAAGAUUAGCGGGAAAGGGAUGCUUUUGCUUUUGGGUGAGCCACUUUCGACGUCAAAUAGGUCGAUGGAAUUGGAAAACGUGUUUCACCGUGUCGAUUGCCCUACAUCCUAGGCCAAACCCUCAUGACCGACAAUUGUUUGGGUUCGGUUGGGGUCGUUCGGGAGAUCUUUUCGGCCGCCUUCGUCGAUCGAUCGCGCCGCCGUUUUCCGUCACCGCCGUUUUCCGUAGCCGUCGAUCUCCCUCGCCCUUGUAGUUUAUAGUACAUUUCUCACCAUGAAGGACCCGUGGUGCGCCAUGUGUGAGUUUUGAAAAUAUGUUGGUGAUUCACCAUGAUUUACCAUGAGGCCACAUAACAUUAAUUUCUCAUUGUUAGAUAACUGUUGGUACUGCGCACGUAAUCUUUUCCAUGAACCUCGUGGUGGUGCACCAUGGUGCACGACAACCACCAUGACUUCUGGCGUGUAUCACUGCUUUUCUGACAUGAUAAGCUCUGCUGAGGUACGUGGUGUCUUC
Messenger RNA from Ectocarpus siliculosus, 2659 nucleotides. The record is from the annotation of a GenBank genome assembly. Lineage: Eukaryota; Phaeophyceae; Ectocarpales; Ectocarpaceae.